Cuscuta campestris is the source of this 1961-nucleotide messenger RNA. The record is from the annotation of a GenBank genome assembly. NCBI's taxonomy places the organism in Eukaryota, Viridiplantae, Streptophyta, Magnoliopsida, Solanales, Convolvulaceae.
AUAGAUAUAUACUGGGGAAAAUUUGAUGCAUGGUAGCAGAAAGGAACAAUGUCUCGCUUAGAUUUUGCCAAAAUGGGCAAAACGGAGGAAAAGGGGAGCAGAGAGAAGUGCACCCUUGAUGGAAGUAUUGAUCGGCACGGUCGACCUGCUGUGAGAGCUAACACCGGAGGAUGGCUUUCUGGUGCACUUUUGUUAGUGAACCAAGGACUAGCAACAUUGGCAUUUUUUGGUGUAGGGGUCAACCUGGUUCUGUUUUUGACUCGGGUUAUGGGCCAAGACAAUGCCGAAGCUGCCAACAGUGUGAGCAAAUGGACCGGCACUGUUUACAUAUUCUCCCUUCUUGGUGCUUUUCUUAGUGAUUCUUAUUGGGGAAGAUUCAAAACUUGUGCCGUUUUUCAAAUCAUUUAUGUCAUUGGACUUGUGUCGCUCUCGGUGUGCACACACGUUCUCCUGCUGCAGCCGGAAGGCUGCGGCGACAAGGGAGCCCGGUGCGGGCCCCACUCGUCUUUGAAGCUGGGGAUGUUCUACGUGUCGAUAUACCUAGUCGCCCUAGGGAACGGAGGGUACCAACCCAAUGUUGCGACAUUCGGGGCAGACCAGUUCGACGAGGGUCACCCAGAGGAGAGUCACUCGAAGGUAUCCUUCUUCAGCUACUUCUACUUGGCCCUGAACCUCGGCUCUCUCUUCUCCAACACCGUGCUCGUCUACUUUGAGGACAAGGGUAUGUGGGCUUUGGGGUUCUGGGCGUCGACUGUGUCUGCUUUCUUGGCUUUGGUCCUGUUUCUAGUUGGGAUACCAAGGUACAGACACGUCGCCCCCCAAGGCAACCCUCUCUCCAGGUUUUGUCAGGUUGUGGUGGUUGCUGCUAGAAAAUGGAGAGUGCCACUCCCCUCUGAUGCUGAUGAGCUGCAUGAAGUUGAUGGAGAGAAUGGCACCAGAAAGCUACUGCACACCGAUGGAUUUAGGGUUCUCGACAAGGCAGCAACUGUGGCGCCGAGGAAUGCGGCAAAGGCGGACACGUGGCAACUCUGCACCGUAACACAAGUAGAGGAAGUGAAAUGCAUUUUGAGGCUUCUCCCGAUAUGGCUAUGCACCAUACUGUACUCCGUCGUCUUCACCCAGAUGGCGUCCCUCUUCGUCGAGCAGGGAGCCGCCAUGAAGACGGAGGUCCUCGGCUUCCACAUCCCGGCGGCGAGCAUGUCCAGCUUCGACAUCCUCAGCGUCGCCGCCUUCAUCUUCAUCUACCGCCGCCUCCUCGACCCCCUGGUGGCGGCGCUGAGGAAGAAGCCCGCCGUGCGGGGCUUGACGGAGCUCCAGCGGAUGGGCGUCGGCCUGAUCAUCGCCGUCGCCGCCAUGGUGGCCGCCGGCACGGUGGAGCACUUCCGUCUGGAGGCCGCCGGCGAGGAUUCCAGCUCCUCCCUGAGCAUAUUCUGGCAGGUCCCGCAGUACACGCUGAUCGGAGCCUCCGAGGUUUUCAUGUACGUCGGACAGCUGGAGUUCUUCAACCGGCAGGCGCCGGACGGGCUGAAGAGCUUCGGGAGCGCGCUGUGCAUGACGUCCAUCUCCCUCGGGAACUACGUCAGCAGUCUGCUGGUCAGCGUCGUGAUGCGGAUAUCCACGGCCAAUCGGAUGCCCGGAUGGAUACCCGGGAACCUCAACAGGGGACACCUGGACCGGUUUUAUUUCCUCCUGGCGGCGCUGACGGCGGCGGAUUUUGUCGUCUACCUGUUGUGCGCAAAGUGGUAUAAAUACGUUGAGUUCGAAGAGAGAGUGGUCAAGUCUGAAGGGAAUCAGGUGACCGUGGAUGGUCUAGCGGUUUAAUUCAUUAAGAUUUCAAGAUAUAUGUGACACUAAAUCCAUGCCCUAAAAGUUUAUAUUCACAUUUUUCUUAUCCAACUUUGUUAAAUUCAUAUUGAUACUUAUAUUGAUGGGUAUGUAUUUAACAAAUAUGGAGUACAAGU